Molecule: messenger RNA, 642 nt
Organism: Hemisphaericaspora subhashii
Lineage: Eukaryota; Fungi; Ascomycota; Pichiomycetes; Serinales; Debaryomycetaceae
Product: peptide alpha-N-acetyltransferase complex A subunit
Exons: 1
Coding region: 1-642 (213 amino acids)
Biological process (GO): N-terminal peptidyl-glutamic acid acetylation
Cellular component (GO): NatA complex
Molecular function (GO): protein-N-terminal-glutamate acetyltransferase activity; protein N-terminal-serine acetyltransferase activity
Source: RefSeq, a predicted model, not a curated record
AUGGGUAUCACUAUAAGACAAGCAACAAUAAAUGACAUACAAGCAAUGCAAAAUGCUAAUUUGCAUAACUUACCAGAAAAUUAUCAAUUAAAAUAUUAUAUGUAUCAUAUUUUAUCAUGGCCACAAGCAUCAUUUGUUGCAACUACAUUUGAUGAAAUUGUAAAUUAUAAUGAUCCAGAAGAAAUACCUGAAUCUGAAGUAAUAACUGAUACAAAAGGAGAUACAGCAUAUAUUAAUAAAGGAGAAAAGAUUGUUGGUUAUGUAUUGGGUAAGAUGGAAGAUGAUCCAGAAGCAGCUGACAAAACCCCCCAUGGUCAUAUUACUUCAUUAUCAGUAAUGAGAACAUAUCGUAGAAUGGGUAUAGCUGAAAAGUUAAUGCGACAAUCACUUUAUGCCAUGUGUGAAAGUUUUGAUGCUAAAUAUGUUAGUCUUCAUGUUAGAAAAUCAAAUAGAGCUGCAUUACAUUUAUAUCGAGAUUCAUUAAAUUUUCAAAUUACUUCAAUUGAAAAAUCAUAUUAUCAAGAUGGUGAAGAUGCUUAUGCUAUGAGAUUAGAUUUAGAAUUGGAAAAGUUGUUACCUUCUAGUUGUCAAGGUGCACAAGAACUGGAUGAUAUAACAAAGGAUUUGUUAGAAGAUUUAUAG